Aspergillus homomorphus CBS 101889 is the source of this 1194-nucleotide messenger RNA. Its product is annotated as phosphotransferase family protein. Lineage: Eukaryota; Fungi; Ascomycota; Eurotiomycetes; Eurotiales; Aspergillaceae. Bases 1 to 1194 code for a protein of 397 amino acids. The transcript has 2 exons. The record is from RefSeq and is a predicted model, not a curated record.
AUGGACACGAGUCUUACUCUCAAUUGGAAGGACAGUGAUUACUACCUUCGCCAUCCUGCCAGUCAGCAUGCGCGGGAUGCAUGCGUGGCAAGGGUGGACUGGGACGCGCUGUGUACGUACGCGUCCUCGAUCAACCAGGGUAAACCCUGUAGCCUUCUUCCGGACAGCACAAUGGGCGGAGUACAUUUAAUCCGACUCGUGAAUUUUGAGGAUACGCAGUGGAUUGCUCGGAUCCAGCUCGAGCCUGCGACGCCGGCCACGGCCAGCGGUCUUCGCGCCGAGAUUGAUGCCAUGGAGCUUGUCCGCGCUCGAACAACAAUCCCGGUCCCGCAGGUUUUUGGCUAUAAGGUUGACGAUACGAACCCGGUGCGCGCGGCCUUCACCCUGAUGGGGUUUCUUCCCGGUUCCUCCGCGAUGGAUGCCGAUGGCGGCUACGACGUGCACCAUGGCAGCAUCUUGCCGGAGAGAAGAGACACCUUCUACCGAGAAGUCGCCGGGAUUCAGGUUCAACUCGCCUCGAUCAGGGUCCCCAAAAUCGGCACCGUGGUCCGACGGGAGGACAAUUCAUUCGAGGUCGGGCCGCUGCCAGGAAUCGGGGGACCUUUCGCAACAGCAACCGAUUUCUUCAUUGCUUGGGCGAAGAAGGCGAAAUUUCCUGCGUCGGAGAAGUCCAUUCGGAAACGUGUCCCAGACGAUCUCGCCGCAGACAUUCUCAAUUCGGUCAACAACUUCCCAAGCAGGCUACAGUCGAUCGCGAGGAAGAUCGCAACGAACGACAAAGACCCUUUCCCGUUGUAUCACCGGGAUCUGUAUCACAGCAAUAUGAUCGUGGAUGAAAGGUUUCGUAUUAUUGGUACGAGUGACUGGGAGGGCGCUUCUACCGUCCCCUGGGAGCUUUUCGAGCCACCGUUGUUUAUUGUCGUCGGGCCCCGUGCGCUGGAUUAUGCGGAUGAAGAUGCGGAAGACAGGCAGCCGGAGGAUACCGAGCGAAUAGGGCUCCUCGAGGAGAGCGCUCGAUAUGUCCGGUAUGUACAAGAGCGGGAAAUUAUGCUAAAAAAGGAUAAGCAGCUAUCUACCGUUCUUCUAGAUCCUUCAGCGCAAGGGAUCGCGCGCGCGGUGAAGGUGUAUCCAGAAGGUCGGUUAGGGUUCCAUUGCAAUGUCCUGAAACCUUUCGAGCUUUUAUCAACAGAGUGA